Molecule: messenger RNA, 14340 nt
Organism: Drosophila novamexicana
Lineage: Eukaryota; Metazoa; Arthropoda; Insecta; Diptera; Drosophilidae
Product: dynein heavy chain 9, axonemal
Exons: 31
Coding region: 1-14340 (4779 amino acids)
Biological process (GO): microtubule-based movement
Cellular component (GO): dynein complex
Molecular function (GO): dynein intermediate chain binding; minus-end-directed microtubule motor activity; ATP binding
Source: RefSeq, a predicted model, not a curated record
AUGUCCGCAUCCAAUGCUGCGGCUCUGGCCAGCAGCGAUGAAGAGCUCACGCCUGCUGGCAGCCAUCCGAGCGCUCAGCCGGACUACAGUGACGCGCGUUUGGAGCGCGUGGCCGCCUACACCACGACCACAAUGCGCCUGAAACCGGAGAAGUGGGCCAAAAUGAUGGCGCACGAUGAGUUCCGGCAUAUCGUCCUGGACUGGCUGCACGGACGGACACGAGUUUUGGUGAUGACGCUCAGUCCAGGCGGCGAGCUGGUGCCUAGGGGAUGUGUGAGCGACUUAUACCGAAACUAUACCCUGCAGAGCUGUGGCUCACGAGUGAGCGCAGCAAAUGAUGCCACCGCCACGGCUGCAGUGGUGGCGGCAGCAACAACCACAGGAGCACUGCUAGUUCCACUGCCGCCCGCUUCGUCCAGCUUCACGACAUUGGAUGGAGUACCGCGCGGCAAGUGCGCCUACUUCAUACGCCACAAUGUGGACGUGCCGCUGACAGCUAGCAAUUUUCAUAGCUCUGUGCUCUAUGGUGACUUUCCAGUGCACAGCAAAAUGGAGACCAUGUCUCUGCUCUUCGACGAGGUGCUGCAACCGCUGCUGGACAAGGCUCAGGGCGUGUGGCCGUCGCCCGUGCGCAAGGAUCUGCAGGCGCGCGUCAAGGAAGUGCGCAACACGCUGACCGAGAUUAAGGGCAAAACCAACAAUCGCACAAUUUUAUCGUUAUUAGUUUCGCCAACAAUCGUCGAGGAAGUGUCUGCUCACGUGAACCGGGGCAAUCUAAGACCAGCCUUGGAUCCCAAGUUUCGUACUCUACUGGAAGAGAUGUUUAUCAAUUGGACAACACAAAUGCACGACAUUGUAAUGGAACGCUCGGAGUCCAUUGGCCUGACCGCGUGCACCACUGCACCCACCAAGCAUAUCCAUGUGGUUACGCUGCCCGCUCAGGAAAUUACCUUCUGGACAAAUCGAAAACUCAAUUUGCAGAACAUUUACGAGCAGCUGCGCGAAUCCAUGCACAAGGCCCUGGCGCACAUACUUGAGCGCAUUCAGUCUGUCUAUUAUGAGCCCUAUGCAAAGGCUUUCCGGCAGCUUCUGACCGCCUGGCUGGAGGCACAGGAUGUCUCACUCUGGCUGCAGCCACUGCAGCGUCAAACCGCCGCCUUCAACUCGGUGCAGUUCAGCAAUGCACAGGAGCUGAUUGCACCGCUGGUGCAUGUGCUGCACUUGCUCUGGAGCAAUGCCCGCUUUUACCGCAGCACACAAAGGAUGAGUGUGCUGCUACGUUGCAUGUGCAACAUGUUGGUUCACCGCGCCGCCGAGGACUUGGAGUUUCCGCUGCUCUUUCAGGGCGACGCCGAUGAGGGCCUGCAGAAGAUCAAGAAAACUGGCGAGGUGUUGGAGUUUUUCAGGCAGCGCAUGCUCGAUUACAAGGAACGCUAUGCAAGCAGCCAAGUGCUGCUGCCAGCCUUGCCGAGCUCUUCUGCUGCAGCUGCAGCCGCAGCAGAAACUUCCCCAACGCCCGACGACCAGCAGCAGCUGUGGCGCUUCUCCAACGAGCAAGUGUUUGGCCAAACACUCGACGGAUUUCUGUUGCAGCUAUCGGAGCUCCGUCAUGUGUUCGAGGCGGCUGUUCAAUUUCAGCAACUGGAGAAGCUUGAAAUAGGCGGUCUGCGUGGUAAAUUGCUCACGGACCGCAUCAGAGAGAUCUUUAACGAGUUCAAGGUGCUGUUCGAGCAGUGGACCAAUGUAGACAUAGAUCUCGCAGCGCCCGCUGCCCACAAAUGGAAAUGUUUCAAGCGCGAGCAAUGCCUUUUCUAUAAGCGCAUGCAGCAGCUGGAACAGAAGCUGGCCACUGUACUGCUACAGGCCUUCGAGCAGUGCCACAGCUGGAUCCACCUGCUCAAGCUGACGAUUAUGUUUGGCUGCCUAUUGAAGCGCCGCACGGUGCAAUUGGAGCUCGUGCGUCUGCUUCCACACAUGCUCAACGUUUACAAUGCAGAGCUGCAGCAGCUGGAACAGAGCGUGGCAGUCGUGCUGCUGGACUAUCAAUUCCAUGGACUCGAAGCUCUGCCCGUAGCUGGAAACUUUCCCCCAAUUGCUGGCGCCAUCAUGUGGCUUGAGCAACACUUGCAUCGCUGCGAUGAACUGGGCGCUAGGGAUCUAACUGAGCUCGUCCAGACAUUGUUAGCACUAAAAUCGGAGCUUAUAACGCUGCCUUUUCAAUGGGAUGCAUUGCUUUCACGUCGCAACAUUCUGACCACAAAAUUGUGCAAUCUUCAGCUGAAGAUCUGGCACGCCUGGCAGCAGGACAUAGACAAGCUCAUAGCAGAGGGUCUCGACGAGCCCGUGCUGAUUCAAUUGGCAGCCGGGCAGCAGCUGCAGCUGAAUUUUGCUCAGGCGCUCUUUACGCUGCUCAAGGAAACUAAAUAUCUGCUAGCUCUGCAGGGUUCUGGCAGCCUUUCAAGCAAACUCUUUCCAAUGCCCGAGGCGCUGCUGUCACUUUACGAGCAGCGGGAUGCCUACUGGCGGCGACGCAUACGGCUCAUCAAGAUUGACGAGUUCUACAAUGGCAUCCGAACUGGCCAGUGCGCUGCAGCUGAGCUGCAACUAAUUGCCACUGAGCUGGCGGCCAUCGAUGCUCAAGUGGCAACUGCCUGUGGUCAACUAACCUGGCGCAAUUACGAUGAAACGCUCAUCGAGUGCAUAUUCGAGAAGUCACGCGAUCUGCAUGCACGUCUGCAGCUAUCGCAUGGCAAUCUGGACGCCAUAUUAACCAGCAUGCGUCGCUGGAGCCGCGACCCACUGCAUCAGCGCAGUCUCUAUGGUCGCAAUCUGCUCGAUCUGCGGCAUCAGCAGGAGCGGGUACGUCUGCGUCUGCUGCAGUGCGAUGAGACGAAAAUGCUGCUAAAUCGCUUGCUGAUUGCCAACUUUUGUUUGUUCUUCAACUACGAGUCGCAGCAGUUUCAAUUGUAUUCACGUGACCUGAGCGUGCAGGAGUUUGUGCGCGAAUUUCCGGAUGAGCAACGCCGACAGUUUAACAAAUAUUUGGCCACAGUUGAUGAGUUGAUUUGCCGUGAAAUGCGUCAGGCCAUGAGGAUCAGUUUAGAGUAUUUGCACAAGGAAAUGACAGCAACUGGAACAACGACUGCAACAACCGCUGAGGCAACUCCAACAGCGCCCCCAACUUCAAAUAUGGCCUUGCCAAGCAUGGCUAGGUUGGUGUUACAACAAAUCACAACGCCACAAGCGACAGCGACAAUAACACCAACAACAGCAACAACAACAACAACAACAACCGGGGCAACAGCAACAAACGAUGCACCGCUUUUCGAAGUGAAAUUGGAGCUGACGGAAACGGAAAUACGUUUUUCGCCUGCCUUUGAUGCAAGUGUGGAAAAUAAUUUUCAACAAAUUGUCGAGCAGCUGUUGCUGGAUAUAAAACAGACAUGCGACUGCAUGCCAAGAAUUGUGUCUGACAAUGCGCUGUCUGACGACGACGGCGACGACGAGCACGAUGCUGAUGACUUGGAAAUACUGUGCGCCAGCAUACGCAACGCCUUGGCGCAGACGGUUCAGGCGGCGUUGAAUUAUGCUGCCAAAUUCCACGCCUAUGCGUUCCUUUGGACACAGCAGAGCGGCGCCGUUCUGGCGUCCUGCAUGCAGACGGCGCGUGAGCAAACGACCCACAUCAGUGACAGUGGCUAUGCCAUCAUGGAGACUUUCAAAAAGGAGAUCGAGCGCUACAACGAGCUGCACGAUGAUAUCGACCAGUGCGAGAAUCGCCACUGCCUGAACGGCUGGCUGGCCCUGGACGUGAAGCCGCUUAAGCAUGGUCUGCUCAAUCUGACCUGUAAAUGGUCGCACCUCUACAAGCAGUGGCUGCUGCGCUAUGUGCAGAAGACGCUUCAGGAGCUAAACGCAUUCAUCGCGCGCAGCCAUGAGACUUUGCAGCUGCACAUCGCACGCCAGGAGUUCAAGGCACUGCUGCGCGUGCUGUCUAUCAUGGCGGAGAUACGGCAGAGGGAACCGUACGCGGACAAUGUAUUUAAGCCGCUCAAGGACAUCAUUGCGCUUUUAAAGACCUACAAUGUGGAGUUCGAGGCACAGCUGGUGCGCAACAUAGACCAGCUGCCGCUGCAGUGGCAGCAAUUGAAGCAGCAAGCGCUGGCCAAACACGAGGCACUCCAGGACACGCGCUACUAUCAACAGCAGCGCGUAACGGCGCUCAUUGGUCUGCAUACGUGCCACGUGCAACAUUAUGCGAAACAGUUCCAGCGCAUGCCGUUCUUUCGUGUUCCCUGUCCACAAAUUUACGAUGCCUGCGACCAGGUCUACGUGCGGCUCCAUCGCUUUGGCUGCCAGCAGCGGCGCUACGCGUGCUGGGCCCGGCUGCUGAACAUUCCCGAACCCGAUACGAGCACACUCCAGCAGUGCAAGGCUGAACUUAGACGUGUAAAGCAAUUGUGGGACUUUGUGCGCGUCAUCGAAUCCUGCAUUGUUGACUGGCAUGCAACACCUUGGCUCCAAAUCGAUACGGAUGACAUGGAACACGAGUGUAAGAAGUUCACGCGCGAUUUGCGCACACUUGACAAGUGCAUCAGAGACUGGGCCCCCUAUGUUUACAUUGUGGGCGUAUUGCGUGAGCUGGUUGCCUCGCUGCGAGCAGUUACCGAGCUUCAAAAUCCAGCAAUUACCGAACGCCAUUGGCUGGAGCUUAUGCAGUUGUCAAAGAUUUCGUACAAGUGCAACACAUCGACAACUCUGGCACAGUUACUAAGCCUGCAACUGCAGCAGCACGAAGAGGACAUCAAGAACACUGUGGAUCGCGCUAUCAAAGAGAUGACGGUGACAAAAGUUUUGGACGAUAUAAAGGCCACCUGGACACAAUUGGAAUUCGAGUUGGAGCUGCAUCAGACGCGUCCAACUGUGCGACUGCUCAAAGUAUCGGAGGAGCUGAUUGAAACGCUUGACGACAAUCAAAUGCAGCUACAAAAUAUCUCAACAUCAAAACAUAUCGAAUAUCUGCUGGAUAAGCUGAGCUAUUGGCAGCGUGUGCUGAGUGGCAUUGAUACGCUUAUUGUCAAUUGGUUUGAGGUGCAGCGUAAAUGGAUUUAUCUCGAGUGCAUUUUCAUCGGCUCAACAGACAUACGUUCCCAGCUGCCACAAGACGCGGCAAACUUUGAGCGCAUUGAUGAGGACUUCACCAAUUUGCUAGCACGGGUUACCAGUGUGCGCGUUGUCAUGGAGGUGGUGCUGCAGCAUGAGGAUGUGCUCAAGCAGUUGCUGGAACUGCAGCAGCGCCUGUCCGUUUGCGAGAAGGCACUGAACGACUACCUGGAGACAAAGCGGUUGGCCUUUCCGCGCUUCUAUUUCAUCUCGUCCGCGGAUCUCUUGGACAUACUCUCUAAUGGCAAUAAUCCCCAGGUCAUUGAUCGCCAUCUCAUUAAGCUGUUCGACUCCAUAUUGCGCUUGCAAUACGAAACCAAUACCGCGCAUGCCCUGGGCAUGCACUCCAAGGAGAACGAUGAGUAUGUGGCCUUUGUGGUCAGCCAGGAUCGAGAACAAACAGCCUACAUCGACUGCUGUGGUCGCGUUGAGCUUUGGCUGCGCGCCGUCAUCCAACAGAUGCGCAGCACGCUCCAUGAGCUCUUUCGUCGCGCUCUCGUGGCUUUCGGUGAAAAGUCCCGUGAUCUAUGGCUCUAUGAUUGGCCAGCACAGGUCGCGCUCUGCUGCAGUCAGAUUAGCUGGACGGCGGAUGUGAAUCGCUCAUUCGCAAGCAUGGAAGAGGGCUAUGAGGGAGCCAUGAAGGAGCUGCACAAGCGCCAGAUAGCGCAGCUGAACGCUUUGAUCAAUCUGCUGUUGGGCGAACUGUCCUCAGGCGAUCGACAGAAAAUCAUGACCAUCUGCACCAUUGACGUCCAUUCGCGUGACGUGAUUGGCAAAAUCAUUGCCACCAAGGUAGACAACUCUCUGGCCUUUCAGUGGCAGAGCCAACUGAGGCAUCGCUGGGACGAUGAACAGUCGGGCAGCUCCAGUGGCUGCGCCACGGCAACAAUCAGCGCAGGCAGCGCCGAUGAGGAUUGCUUUGCCAAUAUCUGCGAUGCCGAGUUCCGCUAUGCCUAUGAGUACUUGGGCAAUACUUCAAGGCUGGUAAUCACACCACUAACCGAUCGAUGCUACAUCACCCUGACCCAGUCGCUGCAUCUGGUGAUGGGAGGCGCGCCUGCUGGACCGGCGGGCACCGGCAAAACGGAAACAACGAAGGACUUGGGACGCGCGUUGGGUGUAAUGGUUUAUGUCUUCAACUGUUCGGAGCAAAUGGACUACAAAUCUUGCGGCAACAUUUACAAAGGUCUGGCCCAGACCGGUGCAUGGGGCUGCUUUGACGAGUUCAAUCGCAUCUGCGUGGAGGUGCUCUCCGUGGUGGCCGUUCAGGUGAAGACCAUACAGGAGGCGAUAAAGAUGCAUAAAACCCAAUUUAUCUUUAUGGGCGAGCGCAUCUCGCUGGAGCCGUCGGUUGGCAUUUUUAUCACCAUGAAUCCGGGCUACGCCGGUCGAACCGAACUGCCGGAAAACCUGAAAACAUUGUUUCGCCCAUGCGCCAUGAUUGUGCCGGACUUUGCUUUGAUUUGUGAGAUUAUGUUAAUGGCCGAGGGCUUCCAGGAUGCACGUCUGCUGGCACGCAAAUUUAUCACACUGUACACGCUGUGCAAGGAGCUGCUGUCCAAGCAGGAUCACUACGACUGGGGCCUGCGUGCCAUCAAAUCGGUGCUGGUUGUUGCCGGCACAUUAAAACGCGAUGACCACAGCCGUCCAGAGGAUCAGGUGUUAAUGCGUGCUCUGCGUGAUUUCAACAUACCCAAGAUAGUAACCGAGGAUGUGCCCAUAUUUAUGGGCCUGAUAGGAGACCUCUUUCCCGCCCUCGAUGUGCCGCGCAAGCGUGUCUUCGAGUUUGAGAAGACCAUCAGACGUGCGGUUAACGAAAUUAAGCUGCAGCCCGAGGAGGGCUUUCUCAUGAAGGUGGUGCAGCUGCAGGAGCUGCUGGAUGUCCGCCACUCGGUUUUCAUUGUGGGCGAUGCAGGAACGGGCAAAACGAAGAUUUGGCAAACUCUGCGCGAAACGUAUCGCAUACAGAAGCUGAAACCAGUCUGUCAUGUUCUGAAUCCCAAAGCGCUGUCCAACGAUGAGUUGUUCGGCAUUGUAAAUCCAACGACGCGAGAGUGGAAGGACGGCCUCUUUUCGUCCAUAAUGCGAGAGCAAGCCAAUAUGCCGCCGGGCAAUCCCAAGUGGAUUGUUCUCGAUGGAGACAUCGAUCCCAUGUGGAUUGAGAGUCUCAACACUCUGAUGGACGAUAAUAAGAUCUUAACGCUGGCCAGCAACGAGCGCAUUUCUUUAAAGCGUGAGAUGCGUCUGCUCUUCGAGGUGGGCCAUCUUAGGGCGGCCACACCCGCCACGGUAUCCAGGGCGGGCAUCUUGUACAUAAACCCACAGGAUCUGGGCUGGUCGCCCUUCGUCUCCUCCUGGUUGGAAACGCGUGUCAACAUGAUCGAGCGGGGCAUACUCACCACGCUCUUUGAGAAGUAUUUUCCCAGUCUGAUGCAACGACAGCACAAUUUCCGUCGCAUCACGCCCAUCGCCAACAUGGCCAUGAUACAAAUGACGUGUCACCUGCUCGAAUGUCUGUUGGACAGCGACCAAGUCGAGGAUGAGACGGCACGCAGCACCGGUAAGCAUCUCGGCAUCAAUUCGCACAGCCUACACCAUGGCGAACUCUCACAUGAGUCCGCUGAGCUGGCCUUAGAGACGAUCUUUGUGUAUGUUACCAUGUGGAGCUUCGGUUCGGCCCUGUAUCAGGACUCAAUUAUAGACUGGCAUCGCGAGUUUCACAAGUGGUGGACGAGCGAGUUCAAGGACGUGAAACUGCCCAGUCAGGGCACCGUAUUUGACUAUCAGCUUAAUGUGCAAACAUUGAAAUUCCAACGCUGGUCUGAGCUGGCCGCUCAGGAGCAACUCGACUGUCAAAUCGAUGCAGAGCAGCCGCUGCAGAACGUGCUCAUUUCAACUGCAGAGACCACACGUCUCGGCUACUUCCUCAAGCUGCUUAUCGACCGCAAUCUCGCCUGCAUGCUGGUCGGCAGCUCUGGCUGCGGCAAGGGUGCCAUCUUCCGUGAGCUCUUCAGCAAAUAUGCCAGCGCACAGGAGCUGCUUGAAAUUGCAGUGACAGCUGUCAGCGGCAGCCAGCAACAGACGGUAGUAAAUGGUGUUGGCAACGUCAGCGUGCGUCGGAAAUCAUCCAGCUCAACACCGUUGCUAACCACUGUGCAGGCGACACACUUCAACUUCUAUACGACAUCAGAGAUAUUUCAGAAAAUGCUCGACCGACCAUUGGAGAAAAAAUCUGGCCGCUGCUUUGCGCCCAGCGGACCGAAGCGACGUCUCAUCUACUUUGUGAAUGACCUGAACAUGCCCGAAGUAGAUUCCUAUGGCACAGUGCAACCGCACACCAUCAUGCGCCAGUUUAUGGACUAUAAGCAAUGGUACGAUCGUCAGAAGCUUCAGCUGAAGGACAUUCGUCAUUGUCAAUUCGCGGCUUGCAUGAAUCCAACCGCCGGCUCGUUCACCAUCGAUCCGCGCCUGCAACGUCACUUUUGUGUGUUCUCAGUGGCACCACCCAGCGAGGAUACUCUCCACUAUAUAUACAGUACGAUCUUGAACAACCACCUGGAACAGCCGGCGCAGGGCUUCAGCAAGGAGAUCCGUUCCAUUGGCAAUCUCCUGGUGCAGGUGGGAAUCGCUCUGCAUCGUCGCGUCGAAUAUGCCUUCCUGCCGACGGCCAUUAAGUUUCACUACAUAUUCAAUUUGCGUGACCUGACCAACAUCUACCAGGGCGUGAUGAACAGUGUCGGUGCUCCAGUCUCAGCGGGCGGAGCUGCCAGCAGCUACAGCGGCACAGUUUGCAGCAAACCAGCCGAGCUGAUGAGACUCUAUGUACAUGAGGCAUAUCGAGUGUACCACGACCGACUGGUCGAUCAGUAUGACAUUAAAUCGUUUAAGUCCUCCAUACGGGAUAUAUUCAAAAAGGAUUUCGAAGACUUUGACGAGGACUUUGUCUUUGCCGAGCCAUUGAUAUACAGCCAUUUCGCGCAAUCUCUGGUAGACCAGAAGUACAUGCCACUCAAGAGCUGGGAUUCACUCUACCAACUGCUGCUGGAGGCGCAGGCCAGCUAUAACGAUAUUGUGGGAUACAUGAAUCUGGUAUUGUUCGAGGAUGCCAUGAUACACAUAUGUCGGAUUAAUCGUAUCCUGGAGAGUCCACGUGGAAAUGCUUUGCUCAUUGGAGUCGGCGGCUCCGGCAAACAGACCCUGGCACGCUUGGCCGCGUUCAUUUCUUCACUGAGUGUGUCGCAAAUUCAAAUCAAACGCGGCUUUGGGCUGCUCGAUAUGAGAGAUGAGAUCGCAAGUUUGUACAUGAAGGUGGGACUCAAGAAUGUGGCUUCUGUGUUUCUCAUAUCCGAUGCUCAGCUGCCCGAUGAGUCCAUACUGAUGCUGAUCAAUGAUAUGCUCGCCUCUGGCGAGAUACCCGAGCUCUUUAGUGAUGAUCAACUGGAUACAAUCAUAAAUGGCAUACGCAAUGAGGUGAAGCAGAGCGGCGCACUGGAUACUAAAGAGAAUUGCUGGCGCUAUUUUGUAGAGAAGGUGCGACGUCUUCUCAAAAUCGUGCUCUGUUUCUCCCCUGUUGGACAAACGCUACGUAUACGUGCCAGAAAAUUCCCGGCUAUUAUUAGCCGCACUGCCAUUAACUGGUUUCACGAGUGGCCCAGGAGCGCAUUGGAAUCGGUAUCCCAAAAGUUUCUCACCGAAAUCAGUGACAUAUUAGAGCCCGAACUCAUACCGCCCAUUGGCUACUUUAUGGCCUACGUACAUGGUACGGUGAAUCAGAUAUCGAAAAUUUAUCUACAGAAUGAAAAACGCUACAACUACACGACACCAAAAACAUUUCUGGAAUACAUUUUUUUGUACCGCAAGCUUUUGGUUGACAAAAACGGGGAGUUCGCCCAGCGCAUUGCCCGGCUACAGAGCGGCAUGGCCAAGUUGGCCGAAUGCGCGCGUCAAGUGGACACCCUAAAACAUCAACUGGCAAUACAAGAAGUCCAACUGGCAGCAAAAAAUGCGGCUGCCGACAAGCUGAUCGUCAUUGUAAGUGCCGAGAGCGAGAAGGUGAAGCGUGAACGCUUUACAGCCUCCGAGGAGGAGAAACGUGUACGCAUCAUAGAGGAGGAUGUUUCGAUCAAGACCAAGCUCUGCGAGCAGGAUUUGCGACAGGCCGAACCAGCUCUGGUUGCUGCCCAGGCAGCGCUCAACACCCUUAACAAAAAUAACCUAACCGAGCUAAAGUCCUUUGGAUCGCCGCCCAAGGCCGUGGUCAACGUAUGCGCUGCUGUGAUGGUUCUACUGGCCACGAAUGGUAAGAUACCGCGCGAUCGCAGCUGGAAGACAGCAAAGCUGAUGAUGGUGCGUGUGGAUCAGUUUCUCAACGAUUUGCUCAACUAUAACAAGGACAACAUUCAUCCAAACAUUAUUGAGACGCUGCAGGAAUAUCUCAAGGAUCCCGAGUUCAAUCCAGACAAAGUCGUCCAAAAGUCGGUGGCAGCUGCAGGCCUUUGCGCCUGGGUCAUCAAUCUGCAUCGGUAUCAUCAGGUCUUCCUCAUUGUUGGCCCCAAGCAGCAAGCCGUGCAGGAUGCCCAGCAGGAAUUGUUCGAGGCACGUGAACGACUACAGUAUCUCAAGUCGAAAAUAAACAAUUUGGAGGACAAGCUGGCCGAGAUCCAGGCUGAGUUUGAGCAUGCGGUGGCCGAAAAGCAAAAGUGCCAACGGGAGGCGGACAAGACGUCCUUUACCAUCGAUCUGGCGCAUAGGCUAGUCAACGGACUGGCCAACGAGAAUGUCCGCUGGCGAGAGUCGGUGCAAAGUUUACAGGCAAAGAUUGGCACCCUACCCGGAGAUAUACUGUUAAUUUCCUCGUUCCUGUCGUACGUGGGCUGCUUUACGCGCCGCUAUCGCGAGGAGCUGCAGCACAAGAUGUGGCUGCCGAGCUUUUGCAAAAUGGACCCCCAGAUACCGUACACUCAGGGAGUCGACCCGCUGGCGCUGCUCUCGGACGAUGCACAAAUUGCCACCUGGAAUAACGAGGGUCUGCCCAUGGACGGCAUGUCCACAGAGAAUGCAACAAUACUGCAGCACUCAACGCGCUGGCCUCUGAUGAUUGAUCCACAGCUUCAGGGCAUUAAGUGGAUCAAGAGCCGCUUUGGAGCCGCUCUGGUGGUGUUGCGUCUCACGCAGCGCGGCUUUCUAGAGGCACUGGAGAAGUCCAUCUCACGUGGCGACACGGUGCUCAUUGAGCAAAUCGAAGAGACCAUGGACACCGUGCUGGAGCCGCUGCUGAGUCGCGCGCUGAUCAAAAAGGGCCGUUAUCUGCGAAUUGGCGAAAAGGAAAUGGAGUUCAAUCCGAAUUUCCGUCUCAUACUGCACACCAAGCUGGCCAAUCCGCACUACAAGCCGGAAAUGCAGGCGCAGACGACGCUAAUUAACUUCACGGUGACACCGGACGGCCUCGAGGAGCAGCUGCUGGCGGAAGUGGUGAAAAUUGAGCGGCCGGACUUGGAGCAAAUGAAAACCGAUGUCACCAUCCAGCAGAACAUGUUCAAAAUCUCGCUAAAGGCACUCGAGGAUGAACUGCUGGCCAGACUGGCCUCGGCCAGCGAGAAUGUGCUCGAUGAUCAUGCGCUGGUCCUCAAUUUGGAGAACACCAAGCGCACUGUCGAUGAAAUUGAAUCCAAGGUACGGGAGGCUCACCUAACCACGUUGCAAAUUGACGAAACGAGAAACAUAUAUCGUGCCGCGGCCAAGCGGGCUGCGAUUUUAUACUUUGUACUCACGGAUCUCAAUCGCAUCAAUCCCAUAUACAAGUUCUCCUUGAAGUCCUUUAUGAAUGUCUUUCGCCAGGCCAUUGCCGUGGCGCCCGACUCAAAGAGCUACGAGAAGCGCGUGCUCCAUUUGGUGGACUCGAUAACCCUGCAAACCUAUCGCUAUACCCUGCGCGGUCUCUUUGAGGCGGACAAGCUGACAUUCACCUCGCACCUGACGCUGCGCAUCAUGAUUGCCGCCGAGCAGGUGGCCAAGGAUGAGACCGAUUUUCUGCUGCGCUAUCCGCACGAUCCCAACACGCUGUCCCCAUUGGACUUUGUGGGGCGCAGCGCCUGGGGCGGCAUCAAGUCGCUGGCGCUCGUAGAGCAUUUUUAUGGCAUCGACAAGGACAUGGAGAACUACACGAAACGCUGGCGCAAGUUCAUGGCCAGCGAUGCGCCUGAGCGGGAGCAGUUCCCAGGCGAAUGGAAGCAUCGCUCUCCACUGCAGAAGCUUUGCAUUGUGAGAGCUCUGCGGCCCGAUCGCAUGACCUAUGCCAUGGCUCAAUUUGUGGAGCAGACAAUGGGUCGCGCCUAUGCCGAAGUGCAGACCCCGCCCUUUGUGGCUAUCUUCAAGGAGCUAAACGCGGCCACGCCCGCCUUCUUUAUACUCUCACCUGGCGUGGACCCCAUACGCGAUGUGGAGCGACAUGGGCAGCAACAAGGUUUCCAUGCGGAUGCCGGAACUCUGAUCAAUAUCUCACUGGGGCAGGGACAGGAGCUGCUGGCCGAAGAAGCCAUCGAGCAGGCCUUGGCCUCGGGCCAGCAGUGGGUCAUACUCCAAAAUAUUCAUCUGGUGGUGAAUUGGUUGCCCACGCUGGAAAAGCUUAUCGAGCGUAUAGUGCUGCAGUCGGAGUCUCAAGGUGAUUCCGAUUUCCGUCUGUUUAUUAGCGCCGAGCCUGCUCCUGAUCCGCAGUACCAUGUCAUACCACAGGGCAUUUUGGAGUCCUCACUGAAGGUGGUUAAUGAACCGCCCGCGGGCAUGGCCGCCAAUCUGCACAAGGCCUGGGAUAAUUUCUCGCAGGAUACGCUGGAAACGUGCACUCAAGAAGCCGAGUUUAAGUCCAUACUCUUUGCCCUCUGCUACUUUCAUGCAGUGGCCGGCGAGCGCCGCAAGUUUGGACCUCAGGGCUGGAACAAGGUGUAUCCGUUUAACAUUGGCGACCUGACCAUCUCGGCCAGCGUGCUGCACAACUAUCUGGAGGGCAGCAAUCGCAUACCGUGGGAGGAUCUGCGCUAUCUCUUUGGCGAAAUUAUGUACGGUGGCCACAUAACCGAUGACUGGGACAGACGGCUGUGCCAGACGUUUUUGGAGGAGCUGCUGCAGCAGGAUCUCAUCGAUGGUGACUUCGAGCUAUGCCCCGGCUUUCCAGCACCGCCCAAUCUAGAAUUUGAGGGCUAUCAUGACUACAUCACUGAGAUGCUGCCCGAAGAGUCGCCUCUGCUCUAUGGACUGCAUCCGAAUGCUGAAAUCGGGUUCCUUACAAGCGCCUCGGAGCAGCUGUUGCGCACCAUUUUUGAGCUGCAGCCGCGCGAAUCGGAGCUGAGCACACACUGCGGUGCACCGCGCGAAGAGCUGGUCAAAAUCAUGAUUGACGAUUUCCUCGACAAGCUGCAGGACGAGUUCAAUCUACAGGCGCUGCUCAAUCGCGUGGAGCGCAAGACGCCCUUUGUGGUCGUUGCGCUGCAGGAAUGCGAGCGUAUGAAUGCGCUUAUUCGCGAGAUCAAACGCUCCCUGCGCGAACUUAUGCUCGGCCUGAAGGGCGAGCUGACCAUCACACAGGAAAUGGAGCGUCUGGACUAUGCCAUUUUCUAUGAUCAUGUGCCGACGGCCUGGGCCCAGCUGGCGUACCCCAGCAUGCUGGGCCUGCAGGGCUGGUUCGCUGAUCUGCUGCAUCGCAUCAAGGAGCUGGCCGGUUGGCUAAAUGACUUCAAGCUGCCCUGCGCCAUCUGGCUGGGUGGCCUGUUCAAUCCGCAAAGCUUUCUCACGGCCAUCAUGCAGGAGAGCGCCCGAAAGCAUGAUCUACCCUUGGAUCGCAUGCUGAUCAGCUGUGACGUGACCAAAAAGCAAAAGGAUGAUGUCACCUUGCCACCUGUUGAAGGCGCUUAUGUGCACGAGCUUUAUCUGGACGGCGCCAGCUGGGACUGUCAGCUAAACUCCAUUGUGGCGCUGCAUCCCAAGGAGCUGCUCUGCGCCAUGCCAGUGAUCUAUAUCAAGUCCAUUGUGCAGGAGAAACAGGAGCUACAGCGCGUCUAUGAGUGUCCACUGUACAAGACCAGGUCGCGUGGCAACACCUACGUCUGGACCCUCAAUCUGAAAACACGCGACCGCCCAGCCAAGUGGAUAUUGGCAGGAGUCGCUCUUUUGUUGCAGCCCUAA